Messenger RNA from Cyclospora cayetanensis, 2334 nucleotides. RefSeq names its product serine/threonine-protein kinase ATG1. Gene Ontology annotation, molecular function: calmodulin binding; calcium/calmodulin-dependent protein kinase activity; calcium-dependent protein serine/threonine kinase activity. Lineage: Eukaryota; Apicomplexa; Conoidasida; Eucoccidiorida; Eimeriidae. Gene Ontology annotation, biological process: intracellular signal transduction; peptidyl-serine phosphorylation; protein autophosphorylation. Gene Ontology annotation, cellular component: nucleus; cytoplasm. The record is from RefSeq and is a predicted model, not a curated record. Bases 1 to 2334 code for a protein of 777 amino acids. The transcript is spliced from 6 exons.
AUGCUGAGGAGUCCUGGGGCACUUUCCCAUGCGUUUAUCGCUGGUGAAGGCUCUGCAGUGUCUACACGAUGUUGCAGUGCUACCGAAGCUCCACCAGUCGAUUCGCUGUUUGGUGGCGUCAGCUGUAGCUGUUGCGGCAGUAAGCCUAGUCUUGUUCCACAUAAAAUGAUCCAAUUAUUGUCUGGGGGUGCAACAGUACACGACUUUUACCAGGUUGGGAAACUCCUCUCUAUAUGCACGAUCCCAAAGCCAGUGCAGCAGAAGCCUGCUCAAACCCAAGGGCAGCAGCCAGAGCAGCCGCUUGACGAUUUGUCGAUGAGAGCGGCUACGGAUUGGAACAGGCCGUUAUUAUAUCAUGCUGUUACACAAGAUGAACGCAGAGAGAAGAAGGUUCUAAAGGUUGUCAAGAAGAAAAAAGGAGCAGUGCAAUCAGAAGCAGAUGGGGCUUGGCGUCGCAUGUGCACGCACAUGUUGAAUUUGCCUCCCCAUCCAAAUGUGUUGUCGUUUGAGGCGGUGCUGGAGACCUCGGACGCCUUUAUCUUUGCUUCUGAGCAUCUGGAGGGUGGAGAACUCUUCGACUUUUUGCUCAGAGAGAAAUCGAUUCAUGAAGACGUCUGCCAGUUCAUUACGCUGCAGAUCCUAAGGGCUGUCGAUCACCUACAUAGACAUAACCUGCUUCACAGAGAUGUGAAGCCAGAGAAUCUGAUGUUUCGCCGUCGCCAGGGCCACGAUGCCGCAACUUCUCCCAGAUACCGGCAGCAUUGGCAACACCACAAACGACGGGGACAGCACAAGCAGGAUGGAGCAGCAAUGGUUUGCAACGAGGAGGAGGACGCUAUACCUGGCCCCUUUACGUUGUCAAUGGAAGAGCAACAUGAGCUGCUCCUAAUAGACUUCGAUACCUCUAUGUUCAUCCAUGAUCCUUAUGCCAACAAAGUUGGGGAAGCGGGAUCGUCUCCUCGGAGGCUGGUCGGGACCUAUGGGUAUCUAGCCCCUGAGGUCCUGAAAGCCGGCCACUACAGUCGUGCCUCUGAUCUAUGGAGUGUUGGCAUUAUUCUUUACAUCCUUAUGACAGGUGCACCACCGAUGCCGAUGGAAGAAAUGACGUCAGCCCGCUCUGCUCUUAAUGCCAUCAAGAGAGUGGUAGAAGAUGGAGGAGGUAUAGACUUUGAGGCAGCAUCCCUCGGCGAGUUUCCACUGGCCAGAGAUCUGUGUCGCAGGCUGUUAGAGAUUGAUCCAGAAAAACGUAUUCAAACGGCGGCACAUGCAAUGGAACACCCUUGGCUCGACGUGGUCCGCAACCGCCCCUUGAGGUCGUCGACGACUCAUAGUAUAUCACCCCAUACUCCUACGUCUGCAUCUGGGCAGCCCCCCGAGGGCGUUUUUUCAUGCCCCCGCCACCGUUACCUUGUAGUUGAUGCUGACAACGUUGACUCCAACGGAUGCCCUGGUACUCCGGAGUACACCGCACGCCAGGCUGGCCCUGAAGUCCCCGGUGCUUCAGGGGGAACUGAACAAGCGGUGUAUAACCAGGUGCAUAUUCACGGAGAAGCCGCUGGACACAUUUUACACAAGCUUUCCUUUGUGGCUCCAGGUGUGCUACCAGAGGGGAAGGCAGCAAGGGAAGGGAACAGACACGCACUAGCGGUAGUAGCGCCAGCAGCUACAGCAACCGCAGCAACUUCAUCACCGCAUAGAACCCCCACAGAGGUUUCCUCACUAGAAAGCAUAAGGACUAGUGGUGCUGAGAGUAGCUCAAACAGCAGUAAAACCAGCGGAAGUAAUGAUGCAAAGAUUUCCGCUACACUGGAGGAGCUUCCCUCUUUGAUUUCACUGAAGAAGGAUCACGGCAUCUCAAGGGCAAGCAUGAGUUGCAUUACAGCGGAUUUGGGCCAACAUUACUACAGCGGGAGUUUUCCAACACCCGAAGAAGCCCCCGGGGUUUCUCAGGGAACACGACACAACAGUGGCUGGAGUUGCGCCACAACAGUGGGAGGAGUAAUACCUGGAUACAGCACCAGUACCAGUAAGGGCGGUGUAGGAGGCAGCUUUUACAGCAUAGGAUCUCCCUAUAAUACCCCGCCUUUUCUGUCUUCGGCGCCAGCAGGGGGGCCCCAUCCAGGGGACAUCUGCUGCAGCGUGUCUGUGUCUCCUGCGUGCCUUUUUGUGGAACCUGAAUCCCCGCUUGGUGCCCCUCUGGGCCCUUUAGGGACUGAGUCCUCGAGAGGGCGUUACCGAUGGCCACAUUUCCAGAGGGGCGGGCCCGAGUGGGCAGCAGCAGCAGGCGACGACUGCAGUGGUGCUAGUAGAUCCGAGGCAAACGCACAGACUUGA